UUUCAAGUCAUGGAACCUCGAAGCAUUCACUUUGCAGUGUUUCAAUCAUGCCAUUUCCUUGUUUGUAUCGUGCUUGCAUUAUGCUCUACCCAAGUCUCCUCUAUCUCAAAUGAAACUGACAAACUCUCUCUGCUCGCAUUUAAGGCUGGAAUUACUGAGGAUCCUCUCGGCAUACUCAGCUCGUGGAAUGAUAGCUUGGGGUUCUGCCAGUGGUAUGGUGUCAUGUGCGGUCGCAAGCACCAAAGGGUCACGGUUCUGGACUUGUAUUCGCAGAAACUCUCUGGGUCAAUCUCUCCUCACGUUGGGAACCUCAGCUUCUUGAGAGAAUUGUGGCUUGGAAACAACAGUUUCGAUCAUGAAAUCCCUCCACAAAUCAGCCGAUUGAGUCGCCUACGAAUAUUACGACUGGAGAACAAUACAUUGGUUGGUGAGAUUCCUGAAAACAUAACAGCUUUCUCUUACCUUGUCAGCCUUAUUCUUGAUUUCAACCAACUAACCGGGAAAAUUCCUGAACAAGUCGGUUCAUUAUCAAAUCUACGGAUUUUUUCUUUGUAUAGAAAUGAUCUAAUUGGGGGCCUGCCUUCCUCCAUGGGGAAUUUGUCUUCACUAGAGGUGCUUCAGCUUACGCGAAAUAACUUCGGUGGGAGCAUUCCUCCAGUCUUAUGCCACCUGUCGAAAUUACAAGCCUUUUCUGUGGUAGAAAACAAACUAUCCGGUCCAAUUCCAACUGGAUUUCUGAAUCUCUCUUCUCUAACUAGCUUCCAAGUAGGAGCCAACCAAAUACGAGGGAGUCUUCCUGUAGACAUAGGCUUUACUCUUCCAAAUCUUCAGGGUUUUAGCAUUUUCAGUAAUCUGUUUGAGGGACAGGUUCCUCCAUCAAUAUCAAAUUGCACAAAGUUGGAGAAAAUUCAACUUGCAAAUAACAAACUUUCAGGUAAAGUGCCUUCUUUGGAAAAUCUGCACGAGCUUCAAGUGUUCACCACUUUCAGAAAUCAGCUUGGACAUGGAAAACCCGAAGACUUGAACUUCAUUUGCUCACUAACAAAUGCCACGAAGUUAAAGAUAUUGGCUAUUUCUCGCAAUAGUUUCGGUGGAGUGCUGCCUAAUUGCCUAGGUAACUUAUCCACCACCCUCACAAGAUUUGAUGUGAGUAGGAAUCUACUAUAUGGAGAAAUUCCGAAACAUAUUGAAAAUCUUGUGAACCUCCAAGUAUUGGAUAUGUUUGAAAACAAGUUUUCAGGUGUUCUCCCCUCAAAUUUGGGAAACCUACGAAAUUUGUCGAUAUUCCAGUUAGGUGGUGACUACCUAGGAGGGACAAUCCCAUCUUCUCUAGGAAAUCUAACCAAGUUGACCGUACUAAUUUUAGCUUGGAGCAACUAUCAUGGUCAAAUUCCUUCAACACUAUCUAAUUGCCAAUUUUUGAACAUGCUUGAUCUUUCGAGUAACAAUCUUAGUGGUACCAUACCCCCACAAAUUAUGGGUCUUUCUUCACUGACUAGGGGUUUGAGGUUAUCUAAUAAUCGUCUGACAGGAAUUUUACCCAUGGAAGUAGGCAAAUUGAUAUUUUUGACUACAUUGGACAUCUCCAAAAAUAUGUUAGGAGGUGAAAUUCCAAAUACCUUAGGUGAUUGUGUCACGUUGCUAUCAUUAAGGAUGGGGGGCAAUUCCUUCCACGGGUCCAUUCCUCAAUCGAUGAGAUCGUUAAGAGGCAUUGAAGAAAUUGAUCUUUCACACAACAAUUUUUCUAGGGAAAUUCCACAGUUCUUGGAGGUACUUCAUUCUUUGAAAGUACUAGAUUUGUCUUACAAUAAUUUUGAAGGCAUGCUACCACAUGCAGGAGUCUUUGAAAAUGCUAGUGCAACUUCUAUUAUUGGGAAUGCUAAGCUUUGCGGUGGAUUGCCAAAAUUUCAGCUUCCUAAAUGCAUCUCCAGUAGCUCCAAGAGUAAAAAGGUCCAUGUAUUGAGAUUGUCUGCUAUUGUUAUUUGUGGCGUUCUCGGAAUUGCUCUUGUUCUUGGCAUUGUAUAUCUCUAUUGGCGGAAGAAGCCAGUACAAGAACCGAUUUCAAGUUCUAUUGAUGUUUUAUGUCCAAAUGUAUCUUAUAGAACACUUCUAAAAGCAACUGAUGGUUUUUCUUCAACCAAUUUGGUUGGUGUUGGAAGCUUUGGUUCUGUUUAUAGGGGGGUACUAGAGAACAACGGCACUGUCGUUGCAGUGAAGGUGCUUCAUUUAGUGGGCCGCAAUGCUCUGAAGAGCUUCACAGUUGAGUGCGAGGUUUUAAAGAACAUCCGGCAUCGAAAUCUUUUGAAAAUUCUAACAGUUUGCUCGAGUGUUGAUUAUCAAGGAAAUGAUUUUAAGGCCAUAGUAUAUGACUUCAUGGAGAAUGGAAGCUUGGAACAGAGGUUACACCAAAAGGUAAUGCCAUCUUAUGGAAACAAGCCUCCGAAAAAUGUGAAUUUAAUUCAAAGGAUAAAUAUUGCUAUUGAUGUUGCUUCUGCACUAGAUUAUCUUCAUCACCAAUGCCGCAUUUCCAUCAUUCAUUGUGAUCUAAAGCCAAGCAAUGUCCUCUUAGACGCUCAAAUGGUUGCGCAUGUGGGCGACUUUGGAUUGGCGAAGUUCCUCAUUGGAUCGUCCCUUGAUAUUGUAGCUAAUCAAAUGAGCUCUAUGGGUCUAAGAGGGACAAUUGGUUAUGCUCCACCAGAAUAUGCAAUGGGAUGCAUGGUCUCGAGAGAAGGCGAUGUUUAUAGUUACGGCAUCCUCUUACUAGAGAUGUUCACAAGACUGAGUCCCACUAACGACAAAUUCAGAGAAAAUUUCACUCUCCAUAGUUUGGUUGCAGCAGCUUUGCCUGAACAAGUAUUGGAAAUUACAUAUCACACUCUGCUUCUAGAAAGGGAGAGUCGUUUCAAUGCCAAUGGUCCUCAGCAUUGGCUUCCUGAAAGCGAUGUCAUGUUUCAAGAAUGUUUGGUUAUGGUAUAUAAUAUUGGAGUCACUUGUUCCAAUGAAGUGCCCGGAAGUCGGAUGAGCAUAAACAGUGUUGCUAGUCAGCUGCAAAAGAUUAGGCAAAAACUCUUUGCAUUGGGUUUAUAUGAACAAGAUGAAUACUGUGGGUGAUAUGAUAAUUUCUUACUCUUUAUCGUCUUAAAUAUUUAGCUUUGUUGAUGCUAGGGCAAACAUACAUGUAAAAUGCGUAGCAGAAUGCAGAGUCAAUAAUGUGUCUUCAUUAGAAGGUAAUAGUUGAUUGUCAUUCCUCAUUAUGUAUAUAUAUUAAGCUAGCAUAUGCCCCGCGGUGCAGAAACCUUUUCGUAAUAUCAGUUUAAAUUUGUUUAGAGUUUGAGAACAUAGACGAAACCCGAUCUGGAUCGAAGUGCGGAGAAGUCUGGCUGUAUAAAGAAAGUUAGAAUUGUAUUUU
Molecule: messenger RNA, 3409 nt
Organism: Eucalyptus grandis
Lineage: Eukaryota; Viridiplantae; Streptophyta; Magnoliopsida; Myrtales; Myrtaceae
Product: probable LRR receptor-like serine/threonine-protein kinase At3g47570
Exons: 2
Coding region: 10-3111 (1033 amino acids)
Biological process (GO): protein phosphorylation
Molecular function (GO): ATP binding; protein kinase activity; protein binding
Source: RefSeq, a predicted model, not a curated record